Ipomoea nil (Japanese morning glory) is the source of this 912-nucleotide messenger RNA. Its product is annotated as protein FAR1-RELATED SEQUENCE 5-like. The transcript is spliced from 2 exons. Lineage: Eukaryota; Viridiplantae; Streptophyta; Magnoliopsida; Solanales; Convolvulaceae. Gene Ontology annotation, biological process: regulation of DNA-templated transcription. Bases 1 to 912 code for a protein of 303 amino acids. The record is from RefSeq and is a predicted model, not a curated record.
AUGGGUAUGGAACCAAGAAUAAUUGUCAUCGAUCAAGAUCCAGCUAUGAAAGUGGCGAUUCCAAGAGUUUUCAAGCAAGCCAGGCAUCGCUACUGCAUGUGGCACAUUAUGUGUAAAGUUGGGGAAAAGGUGGGUCCUACGUUGAACAAGAAUGAGGAGUUCAAGAACAAACUGAACUCAAUCGUUUGGACGUCAUCUUUGGAACCUCCUGAUUUUGAGAAACUGUGGAGAAAGCUCAUUGAAAAUGCUCUUAAAUCACAAUGUAACACCAACGCAAAGCUCAACAGUGACAAUGAAGGUUACAAUCCAGAUAUGAAGACUCCUCUGGGGAUCGAAAAACACGCUUCAAUCGUCUACACCAUUACUAUUUUCUAUCAAGUUCAGGAAGAAAUAUGUGCCUCCUGUUUCAAAUGUAUAGUGUUGAGUGUUAGAGAAGACGGUGGAAUGCUACACUAUUAUAUUAUGGAUGGAAAGAACAAAAUAUUUACUGUGGUGCACAAUGUAAAUGACCAUGAGGCCAAAUGCGGUUGCAAGAUGUUUGAGAUGGUUGGACUGUUGCGUAGACACAUAUUUGUGGUCUUUAGAGACCUUGAAAAGAUCCCUCUGAGGUAUGUGGUUAAUCGGUGGACCAAGGAUGCAUCUUUAAAGGCUACAUUUGAAAUAGAUGAUGUCAUUUAUGAUCAGAAUGGACCAAAGGAUGAAAAGAAGAUGAUGCUGAACAAAUUGUGGGCAGAUGUACACUGUUGUAUUGAUCUAGCAGGUUCAAACAUGGAGCAAUUGGCUGCAUUUUCGCAAGUGAUUAAUGAACAGAAACAGCUGCUAAUGUCAGGAAAGGAAAAUUUAUCCCCUCAGCACAGCAGGAAGACUGUUAUAGAAUCCUUUUGUGGAUCAACAGAGAUUUCAGAGAUUUAA